AUGCCAGGAUCUGACCAGGAGGCCAAUGCUCAUCAAGGACUGCUGUCACCUCCUCCAGUAUCCAGUCCGGAGACAUCGUCAUGCCCUUGCCGCUCCACAGCCUCCGGCUCCGGGAAUCCUAGAAAUCUUAUAGUAUGCAUCGACGGAACAUCCAACAAGUUCGGUGUCAAGAACACCAAUAUCAUCGAGCUGUAUAGUCAAAUCAAGAAAUCCGACCAGCAACUUACCUACUACAACAGUGGCAUUGGGACAUACGCCAGGCCAUCGUGGCGAUCAUUCUCGUACUGGAAGCAAUUGGUAGAUAAUAAGAUUGAUCUCGCGAUUGCAUGGAACUUAGAGACGGUGAUAAUGGCCGCAUACAGGUGGUUGGCGGAUAACUAUCACGAAGGAGAUAAGAUCUUCAUGUUUGGGUUUUCUCGGGGCGCCUAUCAAGCACGAGCUGUUGCUGGCAUGAUUGCCAAAGUCGGGCUACUACUACCGGGAAAUAACGAGCAGAUUCCAUUCGCAUUCGAGCUAUACGCUUGCCUUAAUGACAGAAAGCGAAGGAAAAGCAACGAGGACGAUGAACGGGCUAAAGUCUUCAAGCGCACCUUUUGUAGACCUGACGUCUCGAUCCAUUUUGUCGGCGCUUGGGAUACUGUGUCAUCCGUCGGCCCGUUCCGAGGCAGGACCUUACCUUUCACCACGUCAUCACAGCAUAUAUGCAUGUUUCGCCACGCGUUGGCUCUCGACGAGCGACGAGUCAAGUUCCUCCCCGAGUAUGUAUACGGCGGGAACAGCGAGACGGGAGCUUCCAGUAACAGUAGUGACAGCAAUCGCGUGAAGGAAGUAUGGUUUCCGGGGACACAUUCAGACGUGUGCAUGGGUGGUAUAUCGUUGCUUUGGAUGAAGAAAGAGGCGGAGUCGGCUGGUCUCGAGUUUGUAGCGUCAGCGAACAACAAUCUCGCGUGGCUUAAGGACAUUGAACGGCCGCCAACUGAGUCACUAACCUUUGUUUGGUGGUUAUUGGAGGCUCUCCCCAUAAAACGCCUAUCAUAUAACGCUGGAAAGUCGGAAUAUGCCAGAGGGUGCGUGCUCGUCUGA
Coniophora puteana RWD-64-598 SS2 is the source of this 1083-nucleotide messenger RNA. RefSeq lists its product as uncharacterized. The record is from RefSeq and is a predicted model, not a curated record. The transcript has 7 exons. The coding region runs from base 1 to 1083 and encodes 360 amino acids. Lineage: Eukaryota; Fungi; Basidiomycota; Agaricomycetes; Boletales; Coniophoraceae.